GAUUCUCCUCCCCCUUACAUACUUGCCCCUUACUUGCCAUCAAAGUUCUGGUUCUAUGGAACGAACAUGAACAUUAACAUUAACAUUAACAUUAACUAGCAUUAACGGAACACGUAGGAAUUGUUUCUUGACUCCUCCCUUGCUAGUUAGCAUUAGUCUUUAGCAUUCAUUACCUCACUACCAAUAUAUAAUUUCAAAAUUACCAACAUCAAGGCAAGCAGAUGGCCCCGCGUCAGUCCGUCCUCCCGCUCGCCUACCGAGCCUUCUUCCUCAUCGUCGAGCCUAUAUCCGCCCUCGUAGGUGCCUUCUUCGCGCACUUCCGGCAGGAUGAAUAUCUCUCUAUGACAGUUCAUGCCGAGACGCCGGUUCCUCUCGGGACGUCCGUCGUUCUCUCGCAGCUCGCCAACCUCUACUUACUGUUCGCACUUAACGAGGCCCUGGUACUACGGUCUACGGGCGAUCUCCGGGUAUGGCGAAUGGUGUUGUUCGUCUUACUAGUAGCCGACUUCGGCCACCUCUACUCCGUGAGCGGGUUGGGAUCUUGGGUCUACUGGGACGUGACGCGUUGGAAUCCCAUCGAUUACGGGAACGUCAUGUUCGUAUAUCUAGGCGCGUCAAUGAGGAUCGCGUUUCUCGCCGGGGUCGGGCUGGGGGUAUCAUCCCCGGCAAAGACGAAAAAGUCGGCCUGAGGAGUCCUUUAAGGAAUUCGAAGCGACAAAUCACCCUUUACUACCUACUAUCCCAACAGCACCAAUCAUGAGCCCUCUAUUCUCGGUACUAUGCCCCAACAAUCAAGGCCAAAUAAUUUUCCUUUUCAAAGAGGUCUUACAACAAACCAUUUGGAACCCACAAUAAUAAGAAUUUUUCCGAAUCACUCGGUACGAUGAAAUACCGCACUGACGGUUUUUAGGUCGUGGGGUUUAGCUCUAUCUCCGACCCAUCGCUAAUACCAUUAUACCGUAUUCGGUUGGCUCCAAUCAGAUUGACUGACCAAAGAUAUUGAAGUGAUACAGCUUCUAUGACUGGGUUCGGUCCCGGUUUAGCGAAGAAGACAUUCAUGCUUCUAGCAUUGCUCCGAAACUGGAGUAGACACGCCGCUAAGAGUACCGGUUCUAUGCCUAUUGUGGAUAAAAGGCUGAUUGGUUUUGGGGGGAUAUACUGGGGAUACUCUCUAGACCGGGGG
Molecule: messenger RNA, 1183 nt
Organism: Daldinia decipiens
Lineage: Eukaryota; Fungi; Ascomycota; Sordariomycetes; Xylariales; Hypoxylaceae
Exons: 1
Coding region: 222-689 (155 amino acids)
Source: RefSeq, a predicted model, not a curated record